AGGUCAGCCUCACCAGCACAGACAUGAGCCAAGGAGCACUGGGACCACCCUGGGAUUGGGUGUCUGCUGUGUGCUGGGUGUGAAUUUUGUUUUUUCACGCUUCCAGCUUAAACUAUAUCAGACUGGUUGGUAUAGCAGACUCUUAGGAAAGGGCCUCUUCUGGGCAGAUCGGGAAGGUUUCCAGUCAGAGCUGGAAGGGUUCCUGGGUUUUCCAGCCUGUUACAGUAGAUAAGGGGCACUCACCUCUCCUUGCUGCUCUGUCUCCGCCCAUGGCUUUGGUGUUGCACAAAUUAAGGUCAAUAACUCGUGCUGCGCAUGGUCCACACAUCCGUACUUGCCUGUCUGACCAUGAGGAACAGAAGCUGGUGGCCCAAGAGGGAGGAGGCACCUCCAUACGGGAACAGCGGUAGUUCUGGCCCUAAAAACAAACAGCUCACGUUCUGGUGGAGCCAAGAAGAGGAAGGUACAAAGAGCAGCAACGUGACUCCAGCCCAGUGCCUGUGACUUGGAGCGAAUGCUUGUGCUGCCGUGGCCUUGGGAGCAGAGGCAGCUUUCUUGCUGGCAGUGGGGCAGAGGAGAGAGUGCGUCAGAGGGCUUGGUAGUGAGCAGCGGCUAUCCAGACCCACAGCCCAGGGCAUUCCCUGCCUGGACAGGACGCUGGGCACCACUUCUGUCACUCAGCACCAGAAAAGGUGGAUCCAGGCUGUGGAAAAAAGCCAAGAGGCUGGGGAACUGCAAAUACUGCCUUAGAGCAAAGAGGAGAUACAAGCCAUCGUGGGAAAAUACGAGAUAACUGAGGAUUGAAAGGCACCUUCAGAGUCCGUGCAGAGGCAGAAAGAGCAGCAUGGGAGGGCUUCGUGUCCGCUCCGUUCUGGUGACUGGAGCCAACCGAGGAAUCGGCCUGGGGUUAGUCCAGCACCUGCUGGGGCUGCCAAACCCACCCGAGUGGGUCUUUGCAGCCUGCCGGGACCCCAAGGGACAGCGAGCACAGGAGCUGCAGAACUUGGCUUCCAAGCACCCCAACCUGGUCAUCGUCCCACUCGAAGUCACCGAGCCCGCCAGCAUCAAGGCGGCUGCAGCCAGUGUCGGGGAGCGCCUCAAGAACUCAGGUCUCAACCUCCUCAUCAACAAUGCCGGAAUUUCACACUAUAAAUCAUUUGACAGUAACACACAGGAGGACAUGGCCCAGGUGUACGCCACCAACACCAUUGGGCCCCUGCUGCUGAGCCAGGCGUUCCUGCCCCUGCUGAAGAAGGCUGCCCAGGGGAGCCCGGGCUCAGGGCUGAGCUGCAGCAAGGCAGCCAUCAUCAACAUGUCCAGCUAUGCUGGCUCCAUUCAGGACGUCUAUUUGUGGGAGUACGGACAAGCUAUUUCAUAUCGCUGCAGCAAGGCUGCUCUGAACAUGCUCACCAAGUGCCAGUCCUUGAGCUACCGGGAACACGGCAUCCUCUGUGCUGCUUUCCAUCCUGGCUGGGUACAGACGGACAUGGGGAGCUCAGCUGAAAUGAAGCCCCCCGUGACAGUAGAUGAGAGCGUAGGAGGGAUGCUGAAGGUGAUGUCCUCCCUCUCUGAGAAGGACACCGGGACCUUCCUGGACUGGGAAGGGAAAGUUCUGCCCUGGUGAGAUGCUGGCCCAGCCUCAUGCCCGGAUCCUGGCAGCAGCCCCUCUGCUGCUGCCCGACCUUCACAACAUCCUCAAUAAACCUUUGUCUGAAAGCAGCA
Molecule: messenger RNA, 1722 nt
Organism: Anas platyrhynchos (mallard)
Lineage: Eukaryota; Metazoa; Chordata; Aves; Anseriformes; Anatidae
Product: C-signal
Cellular component (GO): cytoplasm
Molecular function (GO): oxidoreductase activity
Source: RefSeq, a predicted model, not a curated record